Molecule: messenger RNA, 1399 nt
Organism: Salvia splendens (bonfire salvia)
Lineage: Eukaryota; Viridiplantae; Streptophyta; Magnoliopsida; Lamiales; Lamiaceae
Exons: 4
Coding region: 206-1270 (354 amino acids)
Biological process (GO): rRNA base methylation
Cellular component (GO): cytoplasm
Molecular function (GO): rRNA (uridine-N3-)-methyltransferase activity
Source: RefSeq, a predicted model, not a curated record
AGCAAGAAGAGAGAAGAAAAUGAUUCGUCUUCGUCAGCGUCUUUGUCACCUUUACUUUAUAGUCUUCACCAUGAAGUCUUCUGCUCUCUUUUUAUAUCUCACAACCUCUUUCUCUCUCUCUCUCGUUCACAGUCCAUAUCGAGCCCGAACCUUGUUGAUCAGGUGUGGUUUUAAAGAGAUGUUGUGAAGAUCAAGAAAUAUAGAAAUGGGAAUUAUCCAGAGCAGCAGUAGCAGAGGAAACAAUGAAGGUGAAAAAACCCCAAGAAGCAUUUUUUUCAUCUACAACGCUUUAAGGCUCCUAUGGCGGAAAUUUUGUCCCGUAUUCGGUCAUGCUAAGCCAUUGCUCCCGCUCCAGAAUCCGGCAUCAAGCACAACCGCCGAACCCUUACUUGUUGCUGAAACCCCUCACAUUUCUCCACCAACUAGUGAAUUUUAUGAUAAAGGUCUGAAGUGUGAUAGUGAUGAUUUGUGGCAGUCUGAAAGAGACGGUGAAGAUCGUGUGGUAGUGUGCGUACACCAGUUCUCAAACUCGGCUGUUUCUGUGAAAGAAAAUGUUUCAAGAAAUGGCAUUGCUCUGACCAACAACUCAUCAGAAGAAGAAGAAGAAGAUGAUGUUGUAGUAGUUGUUGAGAAGAUAAAGAGAGCUAUUAGUGUGGUGCUGGAAGAGAGGUGGAUUAAGCACUACAGCAGCGGGCAUCGAAUACUGUUGGUCGGAGAGGGGAAUUUCUCCUUCUCCGCUUGUCUCGCGCUGGAGUUUCGCAGCGCUCCCAACAUCAUUGCAACAUCUCUAGAUUCCCAAGCAUUUCUGAAGAAGCAUUAUAACAAGAGUAUAGACAACAUUGAGGAACUAAAGAGGAGAGGAAGCAAGGUGAUGCAUGGGAUCAAUGCCACUACAAUGGCUAAGCAUCAACUGCUCGGAGACCUUAGGUUCGAUCGCAUCGUUUUCAACUUUCCCUACGUUGGGCUGAAUACUAUCAAGAAAUUGCCGCGUCAAUCUCAACUUGCACUUCACCAGGAACUUGUGAGGCAGUUCCUGGAGAACGCAAGACAGAUGAUAGGAGAAAAUGGGGAGAUUCACAUAACACACAAGACCAACAGUUUCCACAGAGAAUGGGGGCUCGUGUCGCUUGGUCGCGGCUGUGGACUCAGGCUCAAGGAGGCCACCAACUUCAACCUUGUGGAUUAUCCAGGCUACAACACCAAGUGUGGAUUUGGGGGUAAUGGAGACUUCAAUUGCUACCCCAGCAAAACUUACAAAUUCCAACUCUAAUAUGUGUAUAUUUUCUUGCUUGUACGUGUACGUGUACGUGUAAAUAUAUGAAUUUCCAAACGAACCCCAUAUUAUGCUACUGCUUAUUUCAAUCCACAUCAAAUAUAAUACCAAUAUGUUUCUUGUUAA